AUGACGGAACCCGUCCGCGAAUUUUCGCGAGCGGACGGAGGCGACGCCCAUCUGCGCCGCACUCUACUGCUCUGGCCCUCGACGGGCCCGUUUCUUUGGGCGCUCGACCCUGCUGACGUGUCGAACGCCCCCUCAUGCAACCAACCACCACAAUUCAGGAUGAAAGUGGUGGCGGAGGGAGUAGGAGUGGGAGGGGGUGCCGAACAUGAGGGAGGAGGCAAGGGGGGGCCACGCGUCGUGGUUGAGUACACCUACGAGGAGGAGGAGAUCGAGGAGGAUACAUCGAGGAAAGCUCAGCACGGAAUGCAGGUGCAGGAGGGCGGGGCGGCUGCGCAGGAGGGUGGGGCAGGAGUGCAGCAGCAGGAGGGCGGGGCGACUGGGCAGGCGGGUGGGGUCGGAGGGCAGCAGCAGGAGGGCGUGGUGGUUGCGCAGGAGUGUCGUCCAGGACAGGUCGCAGCCAAUCGGCAGCUACAUCCGGAGCUUGAGGCUUCGCAGAAGAAGCUCACCGCUGACGUAUUUGCGAAGCACAGUGAGCAAGCAUCUGUUUACAAUAAGCUGGCUGCGGAUUUUCGGACGGCCUGGAAUACGAUUUCGGAGGCGUCGAAGAGCACGCUGAAGCAGUGCGACGACGCCGUCAACGGUGUUAUGGAGGAGAGGAAACUGUUGGAAGGGGCGCGCAUGAAGCUCGACGAGAUGAGCGGGAAAAUCAUCGAUGGGGUGGCAACCGCUAUCGCAAAAGCGAGCGAGGACGCCGUCGAGAAGCAGCUCAAGCUUGUCGAGGAGCAAAUGGUUGCUUCGGUCGUGCAGGGUAUUGAGAAAGCCGUCCAGGAGGACUUGUUCUACUCCGCUAUCCCGCCCGAGAGCAUGAAGGUGAUGAAGGACGUUGUGAAAGAAGGCUACAAAGAAGCUGAAGCUGGCAGAUUGGAAGUCCUCACCAAAGCAAUGGCGAGAGGGUUUCGGGGCUCGGCGGGCCCGUCGACGAGGUCGCGUCAGGAGGAGGGGGUGGCUGGUGUUCGCAGCGGGGGCACCGUCCGCCUUAGCGAACCGCAUUCCCCUCCUCUUGGUCCUGCUCCUGCGUCGAAGAAAAGGCAGGCUGUGACGAAGUCGUCGAAGCAAGCUGCAGAGAGCGGUGACUUGGUGGAGAUGGGCAGCCUCCUUGGCCAAGCUCCUGUCCAGACGGCGUUUACCAUCGUUGCUGCUCGACACGAGAAGGCAAAGAAGCCGAAGGUGCUUCCCCGACAUUGA
Closterium sp. NIES-65 is the source of this 1245-nucleotide messenger RNA. NCBI's taxonomy places the organism in Eukaryota, Viridiplantae, Streptophyta, Zygnematophyceae, Desmidiales, Closteriaceae. The record is from the annotation of a GenBank genome assembly.